Paramacrobiotus metropolitanus is the source of this 911-nucleotide messenger RNA. RefSeq lists its product as uncharacterized. The transcript is spliced from 2 exons. The record is from RefSeq and is a predicted model, not a curated record. NCBI's taxonomy places the organism in Eukaryota, Metazoa, Tardigrada, Eutardigrada, Parachela, Macrobiotidae. The coding region runs from base 132 to 599 and encodes 155 amino acids.
AGAAUUCUGUAUAUAAACACCGGCGUGUUGCCUAACAGAGCGCAGUAUACAUAACAUAAAUUAACCAAUUGAUAAACGGAAGUCUUGUAAAUUAAUUAAUCAUUUUGUUGUACUUCCUAUACAGAAGAACAAUGCCUUUAUCAUUCGACAUGUAUGUCGCAUCAGUGUUGCUAAUCUGCGCUUUCAUUUCGCAAGCCCAAGCGUUAGUCUGCGGAUUUGGCUACACAAGCUGCAACAAUGUCGCCUGCUACCGACCGUCCGCCGGGGAGCAGUGUUUCACGGGCGGCUUGGUUUGCGGAUUCGGUUACAGUGCGUGUGGACGCACGUGUUACCGACCAUCCAACGGAGAGAGCUGCAGUGACGGGGUAGUAUGUGGUUUCGGCUACCAGCGCUGUGGAUCGACGUGCUACAAGCCAUCCGAUGGGCAGACCUGUUCCAAUGGGGUCAUUUGCGGGUUCGGAUAUCAACGGUGUGGAACGACCUGCUAUAAGCCAUCCAACGGCGAAACCUGCACGAACGGGAUAGUGUGCGGUUUCGGCUACAGUGUGUGUGGCAAUACCUGCUAUAAGCCGUCAGCUGGGCAAACGUGCUAUGGAUAAUUUAUAUUUCAUGUCGUAUAUGUAUACUGUAUUUCAUACGUAUCUCUGUAUUUCAUGUCGUUUUCAUUUUAAUAUGGAUUUAUUUGGUGAACGUUGAUAACAUUUCUGACUUUUUGUUAUACAGUGCUUAAUUUCUGCAAAAUGUCACUAGAGUGAAUCCGGCCACUGUGUGCGCUUUUACGGUAUUGCUGUGCGUUUUUAAUAAGUCCCAAAAUAGUACCGUAUAGACACAACAAUAAUUACACGGCAUGUGAUGUGCAUUUUUAGCGCCACUUAUAUGGUUGCACGUAGUGCUGCAAAAUAAAACGUGAA